Truncatella angustata is the source of this 1290-nucleotide messenger RNA. RefSeq lists its product as uncharacterized. The coding region runs from base 1 to 1290 and encodes 429 amino acids. The transcript has a single exon. NCBI's taxonomy places the organism in Eukaryota, Fungi, Ascomycota, Sordariomycetes, Amphisphaeriales, Sporocadaceae. The record is from RefSeq and is a predicted model, not a curated record.
AUGAAUAGACGAGCGCGCCAAUUUGAUCCUGACACCGGACAAGUCUUCCAUGAGCAGCAGCUAUCAGCCACCUUACUUGGUCGACAUGUCAGCCGUGACGCCUGCAAUUGGCAUCGUGUCACCCCACAGACGUCUCAUGUUAGUGGCCUCCGGAUCAAUCCUCUAAAAACCAUGUGCUUGAAUGUCUUGCGGAAUAAUGUCGGUCUCCUUGAGGAGGAUACCCUACAAAACGUGCCCGACCAACUGCUCUGCGAACUAUGGGCAUACCUCAAAGACACCCAAGAACCUCAAGGAAUCAUGUCCUUUCAGGCCUGGAAGGUAUUCGUCAGGUCCUUAUCCGGGAGACGAGAGAUCGAUAUCCAUGGCCAGCCAAGUACACAGCGGCAUGCUUUCAGAGAAAAUGAAUGCUUUACAUUGCGCAACUAUUUUCGUCAAAUCUCAGACCUGGCAGGACCCCUAGAACAGUAUGUUGGUCCUCUAAUUUCGCCAGCCCCUUUUGGAUUCAUUACGCAUUUGACCAUCGCCCCCGGUGCCUCGUUUGCAACCAGUGAGUUCUUUGUCCUGACCAAGAUGAAGAACCUCGGCGUGCUCGAAUUCGUCCAACCGCAGAACGAGAACCUGGCUGCAAUCUUUCCUCGGAUUACCGACAGCGUAGUGAGGGAAUGGUCCCAGGCAGUCGACCCAUUUCCAUGCUUACGAAUCCUGAGAAUCUGGGGAGAAGAUUUCACGACUUACAGGUCGAUAGACUACGUUACUCGGCUCCCAGCACUUGGCAUCUAUGACGUUGCGGGCCGCCGCGAGGACUGGAAGUCCGACGUCGCGCACCAUUCAGCUUGGCAGCGCAUAUACAGCAGGUCACACAGUAUUCAGGAGAACGCUCCCCGCUUUGAUGAACAUGGAAAGCUUGUGAACUCGGGCCACAGGUCUGAAUGGGUACCGAGCCUUCAGGGGAAUUGGGCUGAGGAGAGCUACGCUUACUUAGGCUUGUUGUGGAAGGACCGGGACUUGGAAGAUCAAAACCGGGAGAUCCAUGUUAGAGGGACGCUCUUGCGCGAGAAGACAUCUCGCCCGUCGCUGCCGUACGCCUCGAUUGGCUUAGGGAAUACCCAUAGUUGCUAUGACCUCGGCGAGAACCGUCGCAUGACAUUCUUGAGAUCUAAUCCGUGGCUCUCGGAUCCUGCUCCCACACCACGGAAGCGAGCAGGCGAUGAGGAUAAACGAAGCCGUCGAACCAAAGCUACCAAGCUGCGAGGGGUGAACGAUCUACUCUCACAGUUUGCCACAGGAUGA